Messenger RNA from Octopus bimaculoides (California two-spot octopus), 2758 nucleotides. RefSeq lists its product as uncharacterized. Gene Ontology annotation, molecular function: DNA-binding transcription factor activity; RNA polymerase II cis-regulatory region sequence-specific DNA binding. NCBI's taxonomy places the organism in Eukaryota, Metazoa, Mollusca, Cephalopoda, Octopoda, Octopodidae. The record is from RefSeq and is a predicted model, not a curated record. Gene Ontology annotation, biological process: regulation of transcription by RNA polymerase II.
AUUAUUUCUACACUAACGUGCUUUCGCUAUUACGAAAGUGUGGCUGGUAAUUCGUUCAGGUUUAAACUACAUCGUUUAGUCAGUGCUUUAUUAUAGUGGAAGUUUACUAAAUGAUCGUGUCUAAAUUGUCUCUUAAGAGCCACAAAUCUGCUUAUUUCUAAAUAUUAUUGCACCUAACAGUAAGAAAAAGAAAUGAAGAAAACAGGUUUGUGGUAACAUUGAGAUGGUGACUGCAGAUUCAAGAUUUAUAAAGAACUUUGUCAGAUUUUGAAAACAGAAGACGGACAUUAUUCAAGAACCCUAUUAAUUGUUCUUUCAUCAUCAUCAUCAUUUAACAUCUGUUUUCCAUACUGGCAUGGGUUGGACAGUUUGACAGAGGCUGACUAGGCAGAAGACUGCACCAGGCUUCAUUGUUUUGGCAGUGUUUUUAUGGCUGGAUACCCUUACUAACACCAACCAGCGAUAUAACCUUGAUUUUUUGUGAAAUUAAGAUUAAAGCUAUAAACAGUUUAUAAUUGAGUUAUGGAACAUGAAGAUUUCAUUGGUUUUGUUGGGAAGUCUUUUAUAUCUGUAUAGCUUGAGAACUGGAGUCAGUUUUCAAGUUGCUGAUUUUUAAUUCCAAGAUUGAACUCUAGCAAGAGAAACUGUCCCAAUAAAAUAUCUUAAAACUGUUUCUUUACAAUUGAGACAUCUACAGACUUUGUCAAGUAUCAUGUUUUUUUGUUUUCUCAGUAAGAGAAAAUACAUGGUAAAUAUUUAUUGAAAAGUUUCAGAGAAUUUAGUUUCCUUCAGUACACAUUUGAAAUUAAACAAACAUUUUUAGAUAUUUGUAAGAAAAUUAUGGAGGAUAAACUGGAUGAAAGCCAGGCUUCUGAAAAACAACCUGAAUCUGAUGACAUAACUAAUCAGGAGUGUGUAGAUACACAGAAGAAAGCCUAUCAUUUUGACAUUCGUAAGAAGACAUUCUCACAAUAUAAUGUCCUUCUUACAAGCAUAAAACUUAAAUAUUCUAAAAUGUGUAACAAAACAUCUGCUAAAAAUCGUUCAUUCUCUAAGGGUGUUCAAUCAGAUCAGACUGGUUUUGAAUGCUUAAUCUGUGGUAAAACAUUUUCUCGGAGAUGUUAUCUGAGAAGGCACAAAACUAUACACAGAAGUAUUAAACCAUAUCGAUGUGACAUUUGUGAUAAAGCCUUUUCUCAGAGCAGCACUUUGACUAAUCAUAGACGUAUUCAUACUGAUGAAAAGCCAUAUCAUUGUAAGGUUUGUGGCAGAAGGUUUACACAGAAUGGUCAUUUGAGUAGACACAAGUAUAUUCACUCAGGAGAGAAACCACACCGCUGCGACAUCUGUGGGAAAUCGUUCUCACAGAUUGACAGUUUAACUCGUCACAAACUUAUUCAUACGGGAGAAAAACCAUAUCAGUGUGGUAUUUGUGGUAAAACAUUCUCUCGAAGCUCUUAUCUGAAUGUUCACAAAUCAGUUCACACAAAUGAAAGGCCACAUCGUUGUGAUGUCUGUGGUAAAGCAUUCUCUGGAAGAAGUACUUUGACUAAUCACAAACGUAUUCACACUGGGGAAAAACCAUACCAUUGUGGUAUCUGUGGUAAAACUUUCUCUGGAGGUAAUAGUUUGACUAGUCACAUACAAGGUCACACAGGAAAUAAACCAUACCACUGUGAUAUUUGUGGUAAAACAUUCUCUAGCAGUAGUAGACUAACUAAUCACAUACGCAUCCACACAGGUGAGAAACCUUACCACUGUAACACCUGUGGUAAAGCAUUUUCUCAAAAUAGCCAUUUAACUCAACAUGUACGGGUUCAUACAGGUGAGAAGCCACACCACUGUGAUAUAUGUGGUAAAACAUUCACUCAAAGAGGUCAUUUAACGAUUCAUAUACGUGGGCAUACAGGUGAAAGGCCAUAUAGCUGUGAUAUUUGUGGUAAAGCUUAUGCUGAUAAUCAAAGUUUAACUCGUCACAAACCUGUUCACACAGGUGACCAUCCACAUCGUUGUGAUGUUUGUGGAAAAGCAUUCACUCAGAGCACACAUUUAAAAAUUCAUCUUCGUGGCCACACAGGUGAAAGACCAUUUAGUUGUGAUAUUUGUGGUAAAACAUUCUCUGAUAAUCAGCAUUUAACUCGUCACAGACCUGUUCACACAGGUGAGAAACCAUAUGGUUGCGAUAUCUGUGAUAAAACUUUCUCUAUAAAAAGGAGUUUGGCUAAUCACAAGAAAAAGGUACAUGGAAAACAAACCAUAAAACAAGAGAAAUAGUUGGAAAAACUUGUAUAAAUUCAUAUAUUAUGACACCACAAAGAAAUUCCUGUAAAACAAUGCAAGGAAAUUUUAUAUAUUACAGAGAAUUAAUGAAAGCCAUGCUUAUAUAAUGUUACCUGAGUUAUUUGAGAAUAUUUUGUAAUAUCUGAAAUUAAAUUAUAAAUCACAGUGUUAUAAUAUCUCGUAAUUGUUAAUAUUGUAAACCAAUCAGCUGUAUCAAAUACCAGCCAGAUGGUCGAGAUGAUUGAACAAUUCUUUAAUGAAAUUAUACACACAGAUUGAUUAUUAAAAAAAAAGCUUCACUGUAAGGUUUUCAGGUUAUAAUUUUUUUUUUUUCAGACAAUCAUAAGUUGAACAUUAAUUUUUUUCCCCCAGUUGUACAUGUAACAAUAUUAACAUUUAUAUGGUACAAUGUCAGUGUAAUUACCAAAUGAAUUGUAAUAUUUUAUAAUUAAACUUUAUGUAAAUGUGAUUCACUUUA